This is a messenger RNA of Paramecium sonneborni, 1499 nucleotides long. NCBI's taxonomy places the organism in Eukaryota, Ciliophora, Oligohymenophorea, Peniculida, Parameciidae. The record is from the annotation of a GenBank genome assembly.
AUGCAAAAGGAAAUAUAAAAUUAUAUUGGAGAUUUUAAUCUUGAAUACUCUAAUGUUGCUAUAUUUGGUAAAAUUUAAUUGCAAGUGCAAAAAUAUUUAAUUCUUAUUGUAAAUUCAUAAUGUGUUGGAUAAUUGUUAGGACAUGAAAUAUACAUGAUAAAAUAAUUAGUUUUCUAUCCUUUAUAAGAGAGUGAAAUAAUACAUAAAAAUGAUUUAGUCUAUGUUGAGAUGAUUAAAUCAAUCAUUUGCAAUGAUUCCUGUUAUUAUAGUUUAACAUACAAUCUUACUCAUAGUUUAUAAUAUUAGAGAAACAGAAACAGAUUUGCAAUUAAUCAAAAAUACAUUGAAAAUAUAGAAAAUAAGACUUAUGUAAUAAAUGGAUUUGUACAAAUAUAUAAUAAUGCUAAUCUUACUUAUUGUUAGAUUGUUCGAAGAGAAUGUUUAAGACAAGGAAGAAGAUUUAUUUAGAGAGGUUGUGAUUAAUAAGGAAAUUGUACAAAUUAUGCUGAGAUUGAGGAUAUUUAUUAAAUUAAUAGGUCUACAUACUCUUUUAUUUAAGUGAGAGGAUCAUUACCAUUCAAGUGGUCAUAAUUACCAUCUUUGAAUCCAAAACCAAAUAUUGUAAAUCUUAAAUUUUAUGUAGUAAAUUGAUAGCAAUUUCGAUAAUAAUAUAGAGCUUUGUAAUACUCAUUUGUUUAGUCAAAUCUAAUAUUACAGAGAGAUAUUUAUUUUAAAUUUAAUUGAUCGUAAAGGAAAGUAAUAGAAACUUGGAAAUUAUUUUUAAUCAAUUUUAGAGUCUUUUUAAAGAAGGGAAAUACAGUAUUUUUGGUUUGAUUUUCAUAAAGAAAGAAAGAAUUUAAAUAAAUUAGUAGAUGAAAUUAGUCCAAUUUUAGAAUAAUAUGGUUAUUACUAAAUAGCAAAUUAAAAUACUAAACUAAUUUCUGUAUAAAAAGGAGUUUUUAGAGUUAAUUGUAUGUCAUGUAUUGACAGAACAAAUGUUGUUUAAUAUUUAAUUAGUAAAUUUAUAAUGGAAGAAAUUAUUGAGGAUUCUGGUUUAGAUGAAUCUAUAGAAUAUAUACAUAAAAAAAUAUGGAUUAAUUCUGGAAAUUUAUAAAGUAGAUUAUAUGCAGGUACUAAUUCAUUAAAGAAUGAUUAUAUAAAAGUUGGUAAAUAAACAAAGUAUGGAAUAUUAUAAAAUGCAGUUAUAUCAACUUAGAGAUAUUUUUUAAAUCAUUUUAACGAUUAUCAUAUACAAAAUUGUAUUGAUUUAACUUUUGGUUUAUGGGAUAUGAAUAAUACUAGAUUUCAUAACUACAAAUUUGAAAAUUCUCUUCAAAGAUGUAUAAUAAUAGUAAUAAAUAAUCACUAUUAGAUAGUUUAUUAUAUUGAUGUUUGUGUUCACUUAUUUAAAUUUGGGUUUACUUAGCCCUAUAUUAUCAUUAGUAGUUCUAUACUAUUUUCCAUAAGUAUAUUAAGUAAGAUCAAUACUAACAUAAUGA